AUGGGACUCUCACCCUGCCUGUUGUCGGUUUUAUCACGACACCCUCACACUGCUCGCAUCAGCGGUGUUAUUCUCUCGACGCAGAUCUUGGCGCAGGGCUUCUGUCACACAUCUCCGCGUGAGCACAUACGCAAGUCCGAGCAAGUCAACCUCGCGAUCCCUGACACUACGGGCAUCCGCGAGCUGUUCAAGCACGUCACAGAACUUUGCGCGAGAGAUCAUCCACCCUCCAUCUACAACGUGUCCGCCAUCGUCGCUGUCGUCGUAAUGACGACCGAGUACGACAUCUCUUCUAACAUUCCAGGAUUCGCAUUUUAG
Messenger RNA from Trametes versicolor FP-101664 SS1, 318 nucleotides. RefSeq lists its product as uncharacterized. The coding region runs from base 1 to 318 and encodes 105 amino acids. The record is from RefSeq and is a predicted model, not a curated record. The transcript has 3 exons. NCBI's taxonomy places the organism in Eukaryota, Fungi, Basidiomycota, Agaricomycetes, Polyporales, Polyporaceae.